This is a messenger RNA of Caenorhabditis angaria, 2777 nucleotides long. NCBI's taxonomy places the organism in Eukaryota, Metazoa, Nematoda, Chromadorea, Rhabditida, Rhabditidae. The record is from the annotation of a GenBank genome assembly.
AUGACUGUCUGUCAAAAUAAUAUUAAUAACGGGUAUCCAGAUAUAGAUGAAGAUUUAUUGAUUGGAAAUAUAUCAGAAGUAAGUUAUAAGUUUAGAGAUAUAUUUUUCCAAUAAUUUGUUUUUUUCAGAUUGUUCCAAAUACUCUUUUUUUGCAUGCUUCAACGAAGAUGUCGAAGAACAAGUUGUUCGCGGAAGAAUAUCAUAUGUUUCUUUUCAUGGAAAGUUUCAUUAUGAGCCAUUUUAUCAAGAUUUUGGACCAUGGAAUCUGUCAGUUUUGUAUAGAUUAUGUACACAUAUAGAUAAUCAUGUAGAGGUAUCAUUUUUUUUAAAUUAAAAUUGAUUAAUCGAUUUUGUUUUGUAGGUGGAAACUAAACGCGGUCGUAAAAUAGUAAUAUACUGUUGUGAUCGGAGAAAUGGAGAAUUUGAUCGAGUCCGAGUUAAUUGCGCAUAUGUUCUUGCUUCUUAUCUCAUAAUAUAUCAUGGUCUAACUGCCGAUGACGCAUUUCUUGCUGUUAGUUCUUCUCAACCACCAAAAUAUAUUGGUUUUCGAGAUGCUUCGAUGGGAGAACCUACUUAUCUUUUACAACUUCAUCAAGUUCUCAGAGGUGUUGAAAAAGCUUUAAAACACGGAUGGUUGGAUUUCAGUGAUUUCGAUUAUCAAGAAUAUGAAUAUUAUGAAAAAGUCGAGAAUGGAGAUUUCAAUUGGAUAAUACCAGAUAAGAUUUUGAGUUUUUGUGGACCACACAAUGAAAGUAGAAUUGAUGAUGGAUAUCCUUAUCAUGCACCAAGUCUUUAUUUUGAAUAUUUUCGAGCUCGUGGAAUAUCAACAAUUGUUAGAUUAAAUGCCAAAAACUAUGAUGCGAAUAAAUUUAUUCGCGCUGGUUUUGAUCAUGUUGAUCUAUUUUUCGUCGAUGGAAGUACACCUUCAGAUGAAAUUGUUGAGAAGUUCAUAAAAAUAGUGGAUAAUGCAAAAGGAGGUGUUGCUGUUCAUUGUAAAGCUGGAUUAGGAAGAACUGGAACAUUGAUUGCAUGUUGGAUGAUGAAAGAAUAUGGAUUGACUGCUUGCGAAUGUAUGGCUUGGUUAAGAAUAUGUAGACCUGGAAGUGUUAUUGGACCACAACAACGCUUUUUGGUUAGUUUUUUCAAUGGGGAACAUUUUGAAUAUUCUGAAUACUUUAGAACUUUGAAAACAAACAUUUUUUUGUAAAUUUGAAAUGUUGACAAAUUUUUCAAUUUUUGCAGAUUGACAAACAAAAAAUGUGUUGGGCUAUGUCAAAAUCAAAUGGAGUUCAUCUUCCAAAAGGAGCAAUAAAAGAUGCAUCGAAAAAAGGAGCAUUGAAUAAACUAACCAAUAAAAUUGAUAAAAUCCAUCUUGAUAACAAGGAAACUGAGUCGAAUGGAAAUCCUACAAAAUCUCAGGAAAAUAAAAGACCUCGCCCAAAUAUUUUGCCACUUCGAAGAAAAACAUCUGCACAAAAAUUGGAUCAACAAAAUGGAAAUGUUUCUGGAAACGAUAAACAUGUGGCUGAUGAAACAGCUUUGGAUGAAAAAGGAAGAUCACAAGGAGAUCGAUUAUUAGCUCUAAAAGCAAAACAUCAACAUGAAAAAACAAAUCAAAAAGAGCAAAGAUCAAUGACAUUACCAAGUCAAGCAUAUUUAAAUAAGAAUAGAGAACCGAUGCCACGUAGACAACAUUCUCCUCCUCAACAACAACAAAGAUCUCCAAUUAUGUAUCGAACAAGGACACCUGGAGUAUCAACAAAUUUAUCAAGAACUGUAAGUUGUUUUUUUUUUCGUCUUCUUAUAGAUAUUUGGAAACUUCCUAUUUAUUUUUAUCAAAUAUUUCAGGGAAAUGAACGAUACAGAUUUCAGACAGCCUUAUUUUUACAGGUGAUAAUGAAAGUGUAACACUUGAGAAUAACGCUUGAAAAUAAACAAACAUUAAUUUUUGAUCUGAUUUCUACUAAAAUCAAAUAUUUACCUGAUUGUGAACCCUAUGUCACCUUUUUAUUUUCAGCCAGCUUCUGCUAUUUUUCCCUCAAUGGCUUCUCGUCGAAGUGAUGUUUCUCGUUUUUCGUCUCCAACAACUCCAAUUAAACCAAUGUCACCAUCCGCUAAUUCAACAUGUUCGAUUAGUGGAAUAUCUUCUCUGAGACUUCGACAACAGCGACUACGCGAUGUUUCAUCGUCGUCUUCACAAAUUGCACCAUCGCCACAGGUUUGUCUUUUUUUUUGUUGAAAUUUUUUGGAUCGGAUCGAAUAUUCUAUAGAGUUCGUCUCUGACAGAACUUUCAAAGUCUUUGCCAAAAAUAUAGUAAGGUGUAUUUUUGAGUGCGCGACUUUCCCUUCAAAAAUUCUUCCCCGCCCGGUUUUUUGAUUUGGUUGAAGUGCUUUGUGCUUGUGGUUUUAUUUUGGUUCUCCCCUUCUCAAUUUUCCAUUUUUUUCAACAACAAAAAUUCCAGUGACAACAAGCCCUUUAUCAAUUAGAUAGAAAAACCCAUAAAAUAUAGUUGACCCUUAAUAAAAAAAAAUAAAUAAGAGUUGUACUUUUUUGAACUCUUGACGUUUGGAAUUUGAAAAAAAAGAGAUUUUCGGGAUUGCAUGUUCUGUUGUGUUUUCAGUUUGGUUUGAUUCGUCUACCUGCCAAUUCAUAUACUCGACCUCUUACUCCACACAAUUAUUCGACUCGUUCAACAAGUUCAAUGAUUAAAAUUGCUCCAACUACCUCAAAUUGCUCAUUAAAAUCAACCAGCACACCGAAAACCUCAAAACAAUAG